Chrysoperla carnea is the source of this 2562-nucleotide messenger RNA. It is a transcript of the gene whd, whose product is annotated as carnitine O-palmitoyltransferase 1, liver isoform. Gene Ontology annotation, cellular component: mitochondrion. The coding region runs from base 230 to 2548 and encodes 772 amino acids. Gene Ontology annotation, molecular function: carnitine O-palmitoyltransferase activity. The record is from RefSeq and is a predicted model, not a curated record. Gene Ontology annotation, biological process: fatty acid metabolic process; carnitine metabolic process. NCBI's taxonomy places the organism in Eukaryota, Metazoa, Arthropoda, Insecta, Neuroptera, Chrysopidae. The transcript has 10 exons.
AUAGUGUAGUAGUGACUUAGUGAGUGGGUUGGUGUCCUAAACAUUUGCCUGGAUCGUGUGGAUUUAGUUCAUUUUGUUUGCGAUUGCUGAAGUGUGUGGUAGUACCUCGAUGGUUCGGUAAACCCUUCGAAAAACUAAUAAACUUUAAGAAAAACAGACUUAAUUUUUAGUGUUCAUUUGAUAUAUAUUCGACUUUUUAUUAAAUAUUUGAUACGUUUAACAAUUCACUAUGGCAGAAGCUCAUUCUGCUGUUGCAUUUUCAUUUUCUAUCACUCACGAAGGAUGGGAUGUGAAUUUCGAUCGAGAGGUUUUACAUUUAGUUUGGCAAUCUGGUAUUCGAUCAUGGAAAAAACGUUUAGGCAGAUUUCAUAAUAGCGUACAUAAUGGAGUUUAUCCAGCUCAUUUAUGGAGUUUAUGGAUUACUAUGGGUAUAGUGAUGGCAGUCCAUUUCUCAGGUUAUAAAGUGCCUUAUGAUCUUGUCACAAAAGUUAUGCCAUUACUGCCGAGUGACUCAGUAUCGUGGCAGUUAAUCGGCUGUGCUAUUGUCGCUUUGGCAAUGUGGUUAACAGUGAUAUUUACAAUUCGAUACACCUUAAAACUAUUAUUAAUGUACAAAGGAUGGAUGUACGAAGCAAGAGGUGCUGGUAGAAAAAUAUCAUUAAAAACUAAAUUAUGGUUAGGUAUUGUUAAGGUAUUAUCUGGUUGGAAUACACCAAGAUUAUACAGCUUUCAAGGUUCUUUACCAAAAUUACCUCUACCAUCUGUACAUGAUACCACCAGACGUUAUUUAAGAAGUGUUCGACCAUUAGUUGAUGAUGAAAAUUACAAACGUUUAGAAAAUUUAGCACAAGAAUUCGAAAAUGGUAUUGGCAAAAAAUUACAACGUUAUUUAGUAUUAAAAUCAUGGUGGUCAAGUAAUUACGUAUCCGAUUGGUGGGAAGAAUACGUAUACCUAAGAGGACGAUCACCAUUAAUGAUUAACUCAAACUUCUAUGGAAUAGAUGCUGUAUUCAUGCAUCCAUCAACAAAUCAAGCAGCACGAGCUGCAUCUUUUAUAAAUUCAUGUUUAAACUAUCGACGAUUAAUUGAACGACAAGAGCUACAACCAAUUAUGAUCCAAGGAAUGGUACCAUUAUGCUCAUGGCAAUACGAACGUAUUUUUAAUACAACACGUGUACCUGGUGUUGAAUCUGAUAAAAUUAUACAUUAUCAAGAUUCAAAUCAUAUUGUUGUCUAUCAUAAAGGACGAUAUUUCAAGGUUGUUAUUUAUAAAGGACGAAUUUUAACACCAUGCGAAAUUGAAUUACAGAUUCAACAAAUUUUAAAUGAUACUGUUGCACCAUGUCCUGGUGAAGAAAAAUUGGCUGCUUUAACUGCUGGUAAUCGAACACAUUGGGCUAAUACUCGACAAAAAUUCUUUAAUAAAGGAUUAAAUAAAGCUUCAUUGGAUACAAUUGAAAAAGCAGCGUUUGUUGUAGCAUUAGACGAUAUUCCUUAUGAAUUUGACAAAAAUGAUCCUAGUAAAUUAGAUAAUUAUGGAAAAAAUUUACUUCAUGGAAAAGGCUAUGAUCGUUGGUUUGAUAAAUCGUUUACAUUGUGUAUUGGAACUAAUGGCCGAAUUGGAUUUAAUGCUGAGCAUUCUUGGGCCGAUGCUGCAGUUGCAUCCCAUUUAUGGGAAUGGGUUAUGAUGGAAGAAGCAAUGCACAACCGAUAUCUUGAAGAUGGACAUACUGUCGGUGCUCCACAAUUAUCUCCACCAACACCAUUACAUUUAAAAUGGGAAAUAAACGAAGAAUGUCAAGAAGCUAUAAAUGUAUCAUUACAAGAAACAGCUGCAUUAAUUAAAGACAUCGAUUUACGAAUAUUAAUGCACACUGCUUACGGUAAAGGUUUCAUGAAAAAAUGCCGUGUCAGUCCAGAUGCAUAUAUUCAAAUGGCAUUACAAUUAGCAUAUUAUCGUGACGCUGGUAAAUUUAGUUUAACAUAUGAAGCAUCAAUGACACGAUUAUUUAGAGAAGGACGUACUGAAACUGUACGUCCAUGUACAAUUGAAUCAUCAGAAUGGGUCAAAGCAAUGCAAGAUCCAAAUUCAAAUACUGAAGAACGUAUAGAAUUAUUAAAUAAAGCAUGUUUACAACAUCAAAAAGGUUAUCAAGAUGCCAUGUGCGGUAAAGGCAUUGAUCGUCAUCUAUUUUGUUUGUAUGUAGUAUCCAAAUAUUUAGAAGUUGAUUCACCAUUUUUAAAAGAAGUAUUAAGUGAACCAUGGCGAUUGUCCACAUCACAAACGCCACAUGGACAAACUGAUAAAAUGGAUUUAAAGAAAUAUCCAAAUUGUAUAUCGGCUGGUGGUGGUUUUGGACCAGUUGCCGAUGAUGGUUAUGGUGUGUCGUAUAUUAUUGCUGGUGAAGAUAUUUUAUUCUUCCAUAUUUCAAAUAAGAUUAGCUCGCCACAAACAGAUUGUCAUCGAUUCGCUAAAAACAUUGAAAAAGCAUUAGCUGAUAUGAAAACGCUAUUUUUAGAUCACAAACGAUCGCAAGGUACUAAAUAAAUCACAAAAACUGU